CCGCCCCUCCCAACCCCCCGCGCGCACACGCCCCCAACCGUACCCCCCCCCCCCCCCCAGAAAUUAUCCUCGACACCGCACAUCCUGUUAUGAUAGCUACACUAUCAUUCCCUUUUGUCAUGAAAGAAUGUUGACUCAAAGAUAGUUGAGUCAAAAAUGUUAUGAUAGGUACGCUGCCAUUCUCUCUCUUUUUUAUCAUGAAAGAAUGUUGACUCAAAAUAGUUGAGUCAAUAUUCUUUGAUCUCUAGUGAUACUAUAUAUAUAUAUAUAGGAUUGUUUAGUCAAGAGAAAAAAGACCUUAUUUGUUUCGGAUCAAGAUUUUCGGUUUUUUAUUGUUAUUAUCGGAAUAAAAGGAGCGGCGGCUAGCAAAUGGUGCACUAGCCGAAUUAUUACUAUAUGUCAACAAGAAGUGGCAGAUCAUAUCAACCCAAUCAUCAACAAACUACUCCAACUGCAAAUAUAAAUAACACAACAGGUACAAAUAAAAUGUCGGAAGAAUUAUUAUUAGAUGCUGUUGUCAAAGAUUUUCCACGGUUUUCGGGUAACAAAAGCGAAAAUGUUGAUGAUUGGCUUCGAUCAUUAACUGUUAAGUUUAUCGCCUUGGAUAUUGAUAAUGACGCAAAACGGAGAUGGGCUCCUCAGUUUCCUACAAGUGAAGCGCUUAAGUGGUACCUUACACAACACACAUCUUUGAAAACAUGGGACGAAUUUCAACAAGCCGUACGAACUAAUUACCCACCAACACCGGAACAUACACGUGCAUCUACUUUUCAACAGCUAUUAACACGAAAACAAACAAUGGAAGAAAAAUUUAUUCACUAUUAUACUGAUAUGAAAAAUUUAUUUUAUAAAUACGAUCGCACUAUUGGUUUAGAAAUUACCACACCUCAAAAAUUACUUGAAUUGAUCCAACGUUAUGAAGAAGAUCAACAACUUAUCGAUUCACGUACAUUCCCGCUAGCUACAUCAGAUACUCUCCCACUCAGUUCGCAAUCGUCAACUCGCCCAUUCGCAUCGGCUUCACAAUCAUCUGCCUCAUCAUAUCGUCCGCGGCAAUAUUCAACUCAAAAUUACUCGCUACCUUAUUAUUCAUCGUAUCCUUCAACUUCACAACCGUAUCCCUCCAGCACAAGAAAUCGUUCGAACAAUUUAGUUAAAAAAUUAAAUUUCGAUUUUAUUCUGGGUGCAAACUGGUUCAUUCAAACAGGUCCUAGGAUUGAAUACGAUCGUCACCAAGUUUCUAUUCAUUCAUACCAUGGUCGUUCUGUUAUUCCGUUUGAUAAAAAUAUCAAUCAUCUAGCAUUAGACGUCAAACUACUGAACACCAUUACACUUCCACCGCGUGAAGCAUCUGUGGUACAAGCAAAAACAGACAUUUCGUCCGCCGAUGCGGUGUAUUUCGAUCCUGAUUCCGAUUAUUUAACAUGUAAAUUAAUCCAAAUUGCUCCAGCAAUGUUAAAAGUACAAAUGAUACUACAUAAGAAACCAAAUGGUGGUAUACGAUUCUUGGUUGAUUACCGUAAACUCAAUUCGGUUACCCGCAAAGAUUCCUUUCCUCAACCUACCACUGAGGAGUUAAUCACCCAAAUAGGUGGAAGUAAAUAUUUUACCAAGUUAGACUUAAAAUUUGGAUACUUCCAGAUCCCUAUUCAUGAACAAGACAAAGAAAAGACCGCGUUUAUAACCCGGGAUGGUUUAUGGGAAUUCAAUGCUCUUCCGCAAGGUGUCAUGAAUGGCCCACCUACCUUCCAACGAGUUAUGCAUAAUUUGAUUGGUAACGGUCGUUGGAAUUAUGUGGUGGUUUAUCUUGACGACAUACUAAUAUUUUCCAAAGACUUUAAUGAACACAAGCAACAUGUCAAUGAAAUAUUAUCGAUAUUGAAUAAAGCAAAUUUUCAAGUGAACCCUGAUAAAUGCACAAUUGCUGUCCAGGAAAUUGAAUAUUUAAGCCACGUCAUUAACAAGGAUCAAAUCAAGCCUUCACCUGAAAAAAUUCGAGCCAUUACUGAAUUAGCACCACUAACAACAUUAAGUCCAGCCAAUGAAUUUAUUGGAAAAUUGAAUUCGUAUAGAAAAUUCAUCCCACAUUUUGCUGAAAUUGCUGCUCCGAUCCACAAAGUAACAAACAAAACAAAGAAAACUAAACAUGAAUUUUACUGGCAUAACGAACAACAAGAAGCAUUCGAUGAAUUUAAACACAUACUUACAACUACACCAUUAUUUCUACAGUAUCCAGAUACAACAGCACCCUUCAUCUUAUCAACGGAUGCAUCAGUAAUUGGCAUUAGUGGCAUUCUACGUCAAAAUACGAAAAGUGGCACACGAAUUUGUUAUUACAAAUCUCGUACAUUGACCGAUACAGAAAAACGUUAUGAUCCAAUUGAACGAGAAGCAUUAGCCAUCUACUGGAGUGUGAAAGAACUUCGUCAAUAUCUCGGUGAUUCUUUCUUUUCAAUUGAAACAGAUAGCGCACCCUUGAUAAAUUUUCACAAGAAACAAAUUGCUAACAAACGUGUUAUGCAUUGGCUAUUCAAAUUACAAGAUAUUCUCCAUCAAAUUACCGAAGUUAAGCAUUUAAACCGAGAUAAAAAUACUGGUCCCUAUUACCUCUCGAAACAUCCGCUAUCGCAUCGUUCGACCUCACUAAUGGCACCUGACGACGAGGAUGACGGCUGGCCUCCAGGCACUGACACGUGGGACAUCACACCAACACGUUCACCGUCCUUCUUCGAGCAACUGAACGCGGUUAUCACUCGUCAUCAAGCAAAACGACAAACGGCUCAUACUCCUUCUUCAGUUUCUACACAAGAUCCAACUCUAUCGACACCUCUAUUCGACUUAAGUCUUGACCGUGUAUACCAAGCACAACUCAACGAUCCAGACAUUCAGGAAAAGGUUGAACUUCUUCGAAAACAUCCAUCCCAACUCUCACUCGAAAUCAAAAAUGGAAUUCUAUGCAAAUUAUUACCACGCGGAAAAAUUAAACGUGCUCUACCAUACAUUCCAAAAGCUCUCAUUAAAGAUAUAUUAUUCACACAUCACGACCACCCUUUAGCCGGCCAUUUUGGUGUCGAUCGUACAUGGAACAAUAUUAAAAAUAAAUACUAUUGGCCCAACAUGUAA
Messenger RNA from Didymodactylos carnosus, 3123 nucleotides. NCBI's taxonomy places the organism in Eukaryota, Metazoa, Rotifera, Eurotatoria, Philodinida, Philodinidae. The record is from the annotation of a GenBank genome assembly.